Messenger RNA from Boleophthalmus pectinirostris (great blue-spotted mudskipper), 2716 nucleotides. RefSeq names its product beta-galactosidase-1-like protein 2. Gene Ontology annotation, biological process: carbohydrate metabolic process. The record is from RefSeq and is a predicted model, not a curated record. Gene Ontology annotation, cellular component: vacuole. The coding region runs from base 45 to 1967 and encodes 640 amino acids. The transcript is spliced from 19 exons. Gene Ontology annotation, molecular function: beta-galactosidase activity. NCBI's taxonomy places the organism in Eukaryota, Metazoa, Chordata, Actinopteri, Gobiiformes, Gobiidae.
GUUAUGUUACUAGAGUGGCAGAUUAAAAAGGUGAUUUUCUGUCCAUGGAAAGAUUAUCAUGUGUCCGCCUGUCACUAAAGCAGAGGUACUUUCUCCUGCUCUGCGUGGCAGUUUGCGCACUUAUCAUUUACCACCGGUCAAGUAAGAGGUUGUUAGGAGGACGAAAAAUGAGUCGAACAGAGAAACUUCAAGCCAGUUCUUCUCAAUUCACGUUGGGAGGAAAACCAUUUCGUAUUUUGGGAGGAUCCAUCCACUACUUUCGAGUGCCCAGAUCUUACUGGGAGGACCGCUUACUCAAGAUGAAAGCUUGUGGCAUCAAUACACUCACAACUUAUGUGCCCUGGAAUCUACAUGAACCUGAGCGAGGGGUUUUUAACUUUGAGGAUGACUUGGAUUUAGAAGCUUACCUUCAGCUUGCAGACAGAUUAGGACUGUGGGUGAUUCUGCGACCAGGACCCUACAUCUGUGCUGAAUGGGAUUUUGGAGGACUUCCAAGUUGGUUACUGCGAGAUCCAAACAUGAAACUAAGGACAACUUACCCUGGAUUUACAGACGCAGUCAACACAUACUUUGACCAGCUGAUUACAAAAGUUGUUCGGUAUCAGUACUCUGCUGGAGGUCCAGUCAUUGCAGUUCAAGUGGAGAAUGAAUAUGGAUCCUAUGCUAAAGACACAGAAUAUAUGACCUUCAUAAAGGAAGCUUUACUGUCAAGAGGCAUCACAGAACUGUUGGUGACCUCAGACAACACAGACGGCCUAAAGCAGGGAGCAGUGAAAGGAGCUCUGGAAACAAUAAAUUUUCAGAAGCUAAACCCAAAAGAUAUCAAAUAUCUGGAUGACAUACAGCCCAAUAGGCCGAAGAUGGUGAUGGAGUUCUGGUCGGGCUGGUUUGAUCUCUGGGGGGGUCUGCAUCAUGUGUUCCCUGCUGAGGAAAUGAUGGCAGUUGUCACAGAAAUGCUAAAAAUGGAUAUGUCCAUCAACCUGUACAUGUUUCAUGGAGGUACAAAUUUUGGAUUCAUGAACGGAGCAUUAGCUGUUGGACUACCAUCACCAAAACCUAUGAUAACAAGCUAUGAUUACGAUGCUCCAUUAUCCGAGUCUGGGGAUUACACCACCAAGUAUCACCUUCUAAGAAAUGUACUCAGCCACUACCACACUCAGGACCUCCCUAAGAUGCCGUCUGUGGAUGAGAGAAAAGCAUACCAGCCUAUAGUCGUCCAUCAGCAUCAAUCUCUCUGGGACAGUUUGCAGUUCAUUGACAAGCCUUUUAAGUCUGAAAAGCCCAUCAACAUGGAGAAUCUACCAGUGAACAACCACAAUGGACAGUCCUACGGAUACACUUUGUAUGAAACCACCAUUCACUCUGGGGGAACCCUUAACUCCAACAACCACAUCCGAGAUCGAGCUUUGGUUUUUGUCGACAAAGAUUUUGUUGGUGUUCUGGAUUAUAAUGUCUUGGAACUCGUGUUACCAGAUGGAAAGGGAAAAAGAACAUUGAGCUUUUUGGUGGAAAAUACUGGCAGAGUGAAUUAUGGAACAACUCUGGAUGAACAACGAAAAGGUAUUGUCGGGGACAUUGAGUUAAACAAGCAGCCUUUGCGAGAUUUCCUUAUUUAUAGUUUGGAAAUGAAGCCCGCCUUUGUAAACAAAUUGCAAACUUCAGGCCACUGGCUCCCUAUGAAACAGAGACCAUCUUUUCCUGGGUUUUUCCAAACCAAACUGUACAUAAAAAGGGAUCCUAAAGAUACCUUUCUUAAACUUCCUGGCUGGGGAAAAGGUGUCGUCUUUGUCAAUGGAAGAAAUCUGGGACGGUACUAUUCAGUCGGUCCACAGCAGACUUUAUAUCUGCCGGCCCCCUGGCUCAACAGAGGAGAUAACCAGUUGAUGAUUUUCGAAGAGCAAGAAUCCGAUGGUAAGAUCCAGUUCACCCCCAGCCCUGACUACGGCAUGACUGUGGAUGUCCAGUGAACUGAGCCAGCACUAGAGCGACUAUGGAGAGACUAAUCAAAAUAUGUCUUAAGGGUACUAUAUCUAAUUUGCUUCUUUUUUCUUAUGCCUAAAAAUGACAAACAACAACUUAAUUUAAUGAUACUUUUUAAGUCCACAUUGGAAGUAUGUCUUUUGGUCUAUAUAAAAUGUUUGUAAACAUUGUGAAUUUUAGUUCUGAAUAAUUCAUGUUUGUAAUUCUUGUUUGUGAGAUGAUUCCAGGUUUGUAAUGUUGUGAUUAUUUCUAUGCUCAGACCAUUUGCAUAUGCCUGUGUGCCUAUCUUUCUAUCUAAAUAUGCAUUUGAGACUGUAAACUACCUUUUGUAAAUUUAAUAUGAGAGUUUAUUGUUGUGUUGUAAUAACAUUGAGCCAGGGCAAACCCAACCUUAUUCCCAUGGGAAGAGGGAUAGGCUUCUGUUUCUGCAAUACUAAAAUAACUGUGAAAUUCAAAGAAAAAGUUGAAUUAACAAAUCUUUACUUUGAAAAACGGAACUUGACGCAUUUUUUCUUCAGAGUUGUUUAUUUUCUGAUUGAACUAACAUCUUUCUCUGAGACUGAACUGCUGUGGCAAAGAAACACCUGUAAGAGUCACAUGCAUAAAGUGUGAACUGAUGAUGCAGAAAUGACAGUGGUGAGAAUGGAAACAGAGGACUUGUAUGUAAAGUGUAUUGUGCCAUAAAGAAGCCCUCACAAGGAAACACUUUAACUGACAGUAAAUACUGAACAACCUG